AUGCAGAGGAACGUGCAGAGGAACGAACGUGCAGAGGAACCUGCAGAGGAACGUGCAGAGGAACGCACAGUGGAACGUGUAGAGGAACGUGCAGAGGAACCUGCAGAGGAACCUGCAGAGGAACGUGCAGAGGAAUGUGCAGAGGAUCGUACAGAGGAACAUACAGAGGAAUGUGCAGAGGAACCUGCAGAGGAACCUGCAGAGGAACGUGCAGAGGAACAUGCAGAGGAACGUGCAGAGGAACCUGCAGAGGAACGUGCAGAGGAACAUGCAGAGGAACCUGCAGAGGAACGUGCAGAGGAACUUGCAGAGGAACAUGCAGAGGAACGUGCAGAGGACUGUGCAGAGAAACCUGCAGAGGAACGUGCAGAGGAAUGUGCAGAGGAACGUGCAGAGGAACGUGCAGAGGAACAUGCAGAGGAAUGUGCAGAGGAACAUGAAGAGGAACGUGCAGAGGAACCUGCAGAGGAACAUGCAGAGGAACAUGCAGAGGAACCUGCAGAGGAACGUGCAGAGGAAUGUGCAGAGGAUCGUACAGAGGAACAUACAGAGGAAUGUGCAGAGGAACCUGCAGAGGAACCUGCAGAGGAACGUGCAGAGGAACAUGCAGAGGAACGUGCAGAGGAACCUGCAGAGGAACGUGCAGAGGAACAUGCAGAGGAACCUGCAGAGGAACGUGCAGAGGAACUUGCAGAGGAACAUGCAGAGGAACGUGCAGAGGACCGUGCAGAGAAACCUGCAGAGGAACGUGCAGAGGAAUGUGCAGAGGAACGUGCAGAGGAACGUGCAGAGGAACAUGCAGAGGAAUGUGCAGAGGAACAUGAAGAGGAACGUGCAGAGGAACCUGCAGAGGAACGUACAGAGGAACGUACAGAGGAACAUACAGAGGAACGUGCAGAGGAACGUGCAGAGGAACGUGCAGAGGAACCUGCAGAGAAACGAGCAGAGGAACGUGCAGAGGAACGUGCAGAGGAAUAUGCAGAGGAACCUGCAGAGGAAAGUGCAGAGGAACUUGCAGAGGAAUGUGCAGAGGAACGUGCAGAGGAACGUGCAGAGGAACGUGCAGAGGAACGUGCAGAGGAACCUGCAGAGAAACGAGCAGAGGAACCUGCAGAGGAACGUGCAGAGGAACAUGCAGAGGAACCUGCAGAGGAACGUGCAGAGGAACAUGCAGAGGAACAUGCAGAGGAAUGUGCAGAGGAACAUGAAGAGGAACGUGCAGAGGAACCUGCAGAGGAACAGGAACGUGCAGAGGAACGUGCAGAGGAAUGUGCAGAGGAACCUGCAGAGGAAUGUGCAGAGGAACUUGCAGAGGAAUGUGCAGAGGAACGUGCAGAGGAACGUGCAGAGGAACGUGCAGAGGAACGUGCAGAGGAACCUGCAGAGAAACGAGCAGAGGAACGUGCAGAGGAACAUGCAGAGGAACGUGCAGAGGAACCUGCAGAGGAAUGUGCAGAGGAACUUGCAGAGGAAUGUGCAGAGGAACGUGCAGAGGAACGUGCAGAGGAACGUGCAGAGGAACGUGCAGAGGAAUGUGCAGAGGAACGUGCAGAGGAACGUUCAGAGGAACAUGCAGAGGAACGUGCAGAGGAACGUGCAGAGGAAUGUGCAGAGGAACCUGCAGAGAAACGAGCAGAGGAAUGUGCAGAGGAACUUGCAGAGGAAUGUGCAGAGGAACGUGCAGAGGAACGUGCAGAGGAACGUGCAGAGGAACCUGCAGAGAAACGAGCAGAGGAACCUGCAGAGGAACGUGCAGAGGAACCUGCAGAGGAACGUGCAGAGGAAUGUGCAGAGGAUCGUACAGAGGAACAUACAGAGGAAUGUGCAGAGGAACCUGCAGAGGAACGUGCAGAGGAACAUGCAGAGGAACGUGCAGAGGAACCUGCAGAGGAACGUGCAGAGGAACAUGCAGAGGAACCUGCAGAGGAACGUGCAGAGGAACAUGCAGAGGAACAUGCAGAGGAAUGUGCAGAGGAACAUGAAGAGGAACGUGCAGAGGAACCUGCAGAGGAACGUACAGAGGAACGUACAGAGGAACAUACAGAGGAACGUGCAGAGGAACGUGCAGAGGAACGUGCAGAGGAACCUGCAGAGAAACGAGCAGAGGAACGUGCAGAGGAACGUGCAGAGGAAUGUGCAGAGGAACCUGCAGAGGAAUGUGCAGAGGAACUUGCAGAGGAAUGUGCAGAGGAACGUGCAGAGGAACGUGCAGAGGAACGUGCAGAGGAACGUGCAGAGGAACCUGCAGAGAAACGAGCAGAGGAACGUGCAGAGGAACAUGCAGAGGAACGUGCAGAGGAACCUGCAGAGGAAUGUGCAGAGGAACUUGCAGAGGAAUGUGCAGAGGAACGUGCAGAGGAACGUGCAGAGGAACGUGCAGAUGAACGUGCAGAGGAAUGUGCAGAGGAACGUGCAGAGGAACGUUCAGAGGAACGUGCAGAGGAACCUGCAGAGGAACAGGAACCUGCAGAGGAACCUGCAGAGGAACGUGCAGAGGAAUGUGCAGAGGAAUGUGCAGAGGAUCGUACAGAGGAACAUACAGAGGAAUGUGCAGAGGAACCUGCAGAGGAACCUGCAGAGGAACGUGCAGAGGAACAUGCAGAGGAACGUGCAGAGGAACGUGCAGAGGAACGUGCAGAGGAACGUGCAGAGGAACGUUCAGAGGAACGUGCAGAGGAACCUGCAGAGGAACGUGCAGAGGAACGCACAGUGGAACGUGUAGAGGAACGUGCAGAGGAACCUGCAGAGGAACCUGCAGAGGAACGUGCAGAGGAAUGUGCAGAGGAUCGUACAGAGGAACAUACAGAGGAAUGUGCAGAGGAACCUGCAGAGGAACCUGCAGAGGAACGUGCAGAGGAACAUGCAGAGGAACGUGCAGAGGAACCUGCAGAGGAACGUGCAGAGGAACAUGCAGAGGAACCUGCAGAGGAACGUGCAGAGGAACUUGCAGAGGAACAUGCAGAGGAACGUGCAGAGGACCGUGCAGAGAAACCUGCAGAGGAACGUGCAGAGGAAUGUGCAGAGGAACGUGCAGAGGAACGUGCAGAGGAACAUGCAGAGGAAUGUGCAGAGGAACAUGAAGAGGAACGUGCAGAGGAACCUGCAGAGGAACAUGCAGAGGAACAUGCAGAGGAACCUGCAGAGGAACGUGCAGAGGAAUGUGCAGAGGAUGGUACAGAGGAACAUACAGAGGAAUGUGCAGAGGAACCUGCAGAGGAACCUGCAGAGGAGCGUGCAGAGGAACAAGCAGAGGAACAGGAACCUGCAGAGGAACGUGCAGAGGAACUUGCAGAGGAACAUGCAGAGGAACGUGCAGAGGACCGUGCAGAGAAACCUGCAGAGGAACGUGCAGAGGAAUGUGCAGAGGAACGUGCAGAGGAACGUGCAGAGGAACAUGCAGAGGAAUGUGCAGAGGAACAUGAAGAGGAACGUGCAGAGGAACCUGCAGAGGAACGUACAGAGGAACGUACAGAGGAACAUACAGAGGAACGUGCAGAGGAACGUGCAGAGGAACGUGCAGAGGAACCUGCAGAGAAACGAGCAGAGGAACGUGCAGAGGAACGUGCAGAGGAAUGUGCAGAGGAACCUGCAGAGGAAUGUGCAGAGGAACUUGCAGAGGAAUGUGCAGAGGAACGUGCAGAGGAACGUGCAGAGGAACGUGCAGAGGAACGUGCAGAGGAACCUGCAGAGAAACGAGCAGAGGAACAUGCAGAGGAACAUGCAGAGGAACGUGCAGAGGAACCUGCAGAGGAAUGUGCAGAGAAACUUGCAGAGGAAUGUGCAGAGGAACGUGCAGAGGAACGUGCAGAGGAACGUGCAGAGGAACGUGCAGAGGAAUGUGCAGAGGAACGUGCAGAGGAACGUUCAGGGGAACGUGCAGAGGAACCUGCAGAGGAACGUGCAGAGGAACGCACAGUGGAACGUGUAGAGGAACGUGCAGAGGAACCUGCAGAGGAACCUGCAGAGGAACGUGCAGAGGAAUGUGCAGAGGAUCGUACAGAGGAACAUACAGAGGAAUGUGCAGAGGAACCUGCAGAGGAACCUGCAGAGGAACGUGCAGAGGAACAUGCAGAGGAACGUGCAGAGGAACCUGCAGAGGAACGUGCAGAGGAACAUGCAGAGGAACCUGCAGAGGAACGUGCAGAGGAACAUGCAGAGGAACAUGCAGAGGAAUGUGCAGAGGAACAUGAAGGGGAACGUGCAGAGGAACCUGUAGAGGAACGUACGGAGGAACGUACAGAGGAACAUACAGAGGAACGUGCAGAGGAACGUGCAGAGGAACGUGCAGAGGAACCUGCAGAGAAACGAGCAGAGGAACGUGCAGAGGAACGUGCAGAGGAAUGUGCAGAGGAACCUGCAGAGGAAUGUGCAGAGGAACUUGCAGAGGAAUGUGCAGAGGAACGUGCAGAGGAACGUGCAGAGGAACGUGCAGAGGAACGUGCAGAGGAACCUGCAGAGAAACGAGCAGAGGAACGUGCAGAGGAAUAUGCAGAGGAACGUGCAGAGGAACCUGCAGAGGAAUGUGCAGAGGAACUUGCAGAGGAAUGUGCAGAGGAACGUGCAGAGGAACGUGCAGAGGAACGUGCAGAGGAACGUGCAGAGGAAUGUGCAGAGGAACGUGCAGAGGAACGUUCAGAGGAACGUGCAGAGGAACCUGCAGAGGAACGUGCAGAGGAACGCACAGUGGAACGUGUAGAGGAACGUGCAGAGGAACCUGCAGAGGAACCUGCAGAGGAACGUGCAGAGGAAUGUGCAGAGGAUCGUACAGAGGAACAUACAGAGGAAUGUGCAGAGGAACCUGCAGAGGAACCUGCAGAGGAACGUGCAGAGGAACAUGCAGAGGAACGUGCAGAGGAACGUGCAGAGGAACGUGCAAUGGAACGUGCAGAGGAACGUUCAGAGGAACGUGCAGAGGAACCUGCAGAGGAACGUGCAGAGGAACGCACAGUGGAACGUGUAGAGGAACGUGCAGAGGAACCUGCAGAGGAACCUGCAGAGGAACGUGCUGAGGAAUGUGCAGAGGAUCGUACAGAGGAACAUACAGAGGAAUGUGCAGAGGAACCUGCAGAGGAACCUGCAGAGGAACAUGCAGAGGAACCUGCAGAGGAACUUGUAGAGGAACGUGCAGAGGAACCUGCAGAGGAACCUGCAGAGGAACGUGCAGAGGAACAUGCAGAGGAACGUGCAGAGGACCGUGCAGAGGAACCUGCAGAGGAACGUGCAGAGGAACAUGCAGAGGAACCUGCAGAGGAACCUGCAGAGGAACGUGCAGAGGAACGUGCAGAGGAACGUUCAGAGGAACGUGCAGAGGAACCUGCAGAGGAACGUGCAGAGGAACGCACAGUGGAACGUGUAGAGGAACGUGCAGAGGAACCUGCAGAGGAACCUGCAGAGGAACGUGCAGAGGAAUGUGCAGAGGAUCGUACAGAGGAACAUACAGAGGAAUGUGCAGAGGAACCUGCAGAGGAACCUGCAGAGGAACAUGCAGAGGAACAUGCAGAGGAACGUGCAGAGGAACGUGCAGAGGAACGUGCAGAGGAACGUGCAGAGGAACGUUCAGAGGAACGUGCAGAGGAACCUGCAGAGGAACGUGCAGAGGAACGCACAGUGGAACGUGUAGAGGAACGUGCAGAGGAACCUGCAGAGGAACCUGCAGAGGAACGUGCAGAGGAAUGUGCAGAGGAUCGUACAGAGGAACAUACAGAGGAAUGUGCAGAGGAACCUGCAGAGGAACCUGCAGACGAACGUGCAGAGGAACAUGCAGAGGAACGUGCAGAGGAACCUGCAGAGGAACGUGCAGAGGAACAUGCAGAGGAACCUGCAGAGGAACGUGCAGAGGAACUUGCAGAGGAACAUGCAGAGGAACGUGCAGAGGACCGUGCAGAGAAACCUGCAGAGGAACGUGCAGAGGAAUGUGCAGAGGAACGAACAUGA
This is a messenger RNA of Schistocerca serialis cubense, 5934 nucleotides long. Its product is annotated as trichohyalin-like. The transcript is spliced from 6 exons. The coding region runs from base 1 to 5934 and encodes 1977 amino acids. The record is from RefSeq and is a predicted model, not a curated record. NCBI's taxonomy places the organism in Eukaryota, Metazoa, Arthropoda, Insecta, Orthoptera, Acrididae.